Messenger RNA from Zootermopsis nevadensis, 1545 nucleotides. Lineage: Eukaryota; Metazoa; Arthropoda; Insecta; Blattodea; Termopsidae. The record is from RefSeq and is a predicted model, not a curated record.
GAAAUUUGUAUCGUAUUUGUGCUAUGUCAUGUUCUAUAUACUUGGCUUAGGCCCACGAAGGAUCUAUGGAAUGUAAACUAAUUCAAUUCUAUGCCGCACCAAGUUCUUGCAAAGCAAAGUAGGGGUUCUAUCAUGGCUGAUUUCGACGCAAUCUACGAGGAAGAAGAGGAACAUGAAGGAACUUUGGAAGAAACAUAUGUCACAUUGGUUCCCGAUCCCGUUGUUGUUAGAGGCGCAGGCAACAUGACUGUAUUUGGUCUUAGUAAUAGAUUUGAUGCUGAAUUUCCAAAUGAUUUGGUUUCUCGUGUUGCUCCCGAGGAGUACAAAGCAACAGUGAUGCGUGUGAACAGCGUUCUUAAGAAAACUCUACCAGUGAAUGUGAAGUGGCUCUUCUGUGGCUGUGUUUGUUGCUGCUGCACGCUUGGCUGUUCCCUGUGGCCUGUCAUCUGUCUCAGCAAGAGGACGCAGCACUCAAUAGAUAAGCUGUUGGAGUGGGAAAACAGUCAUCUGUACCACACGCUGGGAUUACAUUGGCGACUUGCAAAGCAGCGGUGUGACUCUUCCUCCAUGAUGGAAUAUGUCCUCCUUAUCGAGUUCAUUCCGAAGAUUCCAAUCUACAGGCCUGACUAAGCACAUCUCAACGUGCUGACUACUGCUACAGCAUCUUGUACAAUGCAAAGUGCACCUCAGUGAAUGUCUUGCUCGUGGGCCAUUCACACACAGCACGCAUAGCAAUUGUGAUAUAUUGGUGACAGAUUGACUUAAUAUGAUGUGGCAUGCAUACAUGUUACUACCGAAAGUAUUAUACAUAUUGCUACAUUUAGAGAACACCACUGCUUCAUGUUGUAUUGUGCAUGCUAAUGUAAAGUAGCGCCCCAGUGUGGCUUUUAACUUUGUUAUUAAUACAUCUUUUUAUUUUGCAAAACACGAAGUUUUGUUUUAAGCUGGAAUAUAUUUUAUUGUAGCCUGACUUUCUAAAACACGUGUUUCUGUCUGUGUAUACUGGAAAACUCACAAAACAUAAUUUGGUUGUUUGACUUCAUUUACAAGUGAUUAAAUUUUAGUGAAUGGUUCGUAGUUACGAAGUGGAGCUGAUAUGUUUAUUUUCAAGAGGAUUUUGAAUUGAGGUUGAGUGGAUGACUGUAUCUUGCCCAGGGUGACACUCCUUUCCGUAUGUGCCAGAAGAAUGUUGCAUAAACCAUUUUGUGGUUAGACAGUUUUUAAUCAUUUGAAGUUAAUUAAAAAUAAAUACUUGGCACUUCAUAAAGGUGAUAUUUAAUUGACAUGCUCUGUACUUUAAUUGUCAAAGAAUGUUAGUUGUUACAGCCAGUUGCAUUGUUAGCUGUUUUAAUUAAUUCUUACUGUGGAUUUUGUAAAAACACUGGCCAGUGUAAAGACUUAGUUCUGUUACUAAUCAGAAUAGUAUGGUUAGUGAUUAAGUUCUUAUUGCUUUCAAUAAUAAGUGGACUUACUGCCAAGUAACAUAACUUCAGUGACACUAACAUUUUCAAAAAGCCAUGGAAUAAAUUACUGUUACUUACUGAA